AUGAACGCAAAUGAUCGUCAAAAGAUUUCAUCGAAAAAUACAGCAUUAGAAGAUAUGACAUAUCAAUCCAAAGCUAAUAACUAUCUUAUUUUACCAGCAUUAAAAAAGACUAAAACUGACCAAUCAACACCAACAACAUCGAAUUUUUACAGAAGAAACAACUGUUUUGUGAGUCAUUUGUGCGUCCCUUCUAUGAAUAAUAAGAGGAAAGUUCAAUCUACGAACUUUGCCUAUCAAUUGGACAACGAAACUGAUCAAGAACAUCAAUGUUAUGUGUGUCAAGAACAGUUUUUAUCACAGAAUGACUUCGAACAACAUUUAUGCCAAAAAUGUUAUCCAUCAGAAAUGCGAGAACAAAUUGAAAAUUUAACUCCAUGCAUCGAAGACAAUGAACAACGAAAACAAUUAGAACAAGUUUUAUGGAAACAUGGCAAAUUAUUUAAUAUUCGCAAACCACCCAUUACAAAGCUAAAUGAUGAACCAAUGAAAGAAGAAAUACAACAAGAUGAAUUAUUAAAUAAUAAUUAUACAGUUGAAUCAGUUUAUGGUUUAGAUGAACGGACAACUGUCAAUGAUAUACUGGGAUUGUAUGAACCGAAUUCGAAUGUUGUACUAUCGGUUCAUGAACAAACAAAUGUAUUAGAUGGACUUGAAGCUGUUUCAGAAGAAGAUGAACAACAACAACCGAUACAAAAUUCAAUAUUAAUAAAUAAAGAAAUUCAAAGAACAGCUGAAUAUCAUUCAACAUCGGCAAAAAACGAAAGUAACUAG
Messenger RNA from Rotaria sp. Silwood2, 771 nucleotides. The record is from the annotation of a GenBank genome assembly. Lineage: Eukaryota; Metazoa; Rotifera; Eurotatoria; Philodinida; Philodinidae.